Messenger RNA from Pipistrellus kuhlii (Kuhl's pipistrelle), 2731 nucleotides. RefSeq names its product E74 like ETS transcription factor 1 (gene ELF1). The transcript has 9 exons. Gene Ontology annotation, molecular function: DNA-binding transcription factor activity, RNA polymerase II-specific; sequence-specific DNA binding. The coding region runs from base 780 to 2714 and encodes 644 amino acids. Gene Ontology annotation, cellular component: nucleus. Gene Ontology annotation, biological process: cell differentiation; regulation of transcription by RNA polymerase II. Lineage: Eukaryota; Metazoa; Chordata; Mammalia; Chiroptera; Vespertilionidae. The record is from RefSeq and is a predicted model, not a curated record.
CUACCCCGAAGCCUCGGGUCUCCGCGGCAUUCCGCCCUCCUCCUCCCCGGGGACCCAGAACCUCCACCUCCACCUCCACCCCCUAGGCUCGCCGGCUCGCCGCCAGGGAGCUCGCGCGCCGCCUCCGCCCCGAACACAAACAGCUGUUCCCCGCGACGUCGCCGCCCUCAACUUUGCCAACUUACUCCGCACGCACUUUGACCAGCGGAGCAACCCGGACCCGUAGGCUGGGGACCGCUGGCGGAGUUUAAAAAAAAAGAGAGAGAGAAAAAAAAAAAAAGGUGAAACCGCUAGUUUCGCGGCCGCGAGUUGCGGGGUUCGCCUCAGAACUUUCCCGAGGCGGCGGCGCGGCCGCGUCCCCCUCCGCGCCGUCCGCGCGCCGCCGGUGCCGGUCUGGUUCCCUCGCUCGGGAGCGCGUGGGGAGCGGCGGGAGCGGCGUGAGUGGCGCAGAAGCGGCGGGAACCGCGGCGGCAGGACGUGGAGGAGGCAACGCGGGCGCGAGCGCUUGUCAGGCCAAGAAGUUCUGGAGAAGAAAAAUUUCAGAAAAAUUGCCUCAGUUUGAAUAGCAUAUCAGAAAAUUUGAAACACUUUUCCUAAAGAAACCAAGAAAAUUUGAAGCUCCUUUCCUAAAGAAAACCUGUGUAUACUGUAACUUCACAGACUUAGUUUUUUUGUUUUUGGGGUAUUUUUUUUUACCCAAAUUGUCACUGGAUUUUGCUGCCUGAUACUUGAACCUGUUUGGAAGUUUUCUAAUGUGCAUCUAAGGGGAAUGCUUUAUUAUGGCUGCUGUUGUCCAACAGAACGACCUGGUAUUUGAGUUUGCUAGUAACGUCAUGGAGGAUGAACAACAGCUUGGUGAUGCAGCUAUUUUUCCUGCCGUAAUUGUGGAGCAUGUUCCUGGUGCUGAUAUUCUCAAUAGUUAUGCAGGUCUAGCUUGUGUGGAAGAGCCCAAUGACAUGAUUACUGAGAGCUCCCUAGAUGUUGCUGAAGAAGAAAUCAUAGAUGAUGAUGAUGAUGACAACAUCACCCUUACAGUUGAAGCUUCCUGUCAUAAUGGGGAUGAAACGAUUGAAACUAUUGAGGCUGCUGAAGCACUCCUUAAUAUGGAUUCCCCUGGCCCUAUGCUGGAUGAAAAACGAAUAAAUAAUAGUAUUUUUAGUUCAUCUGAAGAUGACAUUGUUGUUGCCCCAAUCACCCAUGUAUCCGUCACAUUAGAUGGGAUUCCUGAAGUGAUGGAAACUCAGCAGGUUCAAGAGACAUAUGCACACUCACCAGGAGCCUCCUCACCAGAACAACCUAAGAGGAAGAAAGGGAGAAAAACUAAACCACCACGACCAGAUUCCCCAGCAACUACACCAAACAUAUCUGUGAAGAAGAAAAACAAAGAUGGGAAGGAUGGAACUUUUAGUUAUGUUUUAUUGUGCACUUCAAAUGAAAUUUUGAUAAAAGAAAUUGCUUUUGUUUCAGGAAACACCAUUUAUCUUUGGGAGUUUUUACUGGCACUGCUCCAGGACAAAGCUACUUGUCCUAAAUAUAUCAAAUGGACCCAGAAAGAAAAAGGCAUUUUUAAAUUGGUAGAUUCUAAAGCAGUAUCCAGGUUGUGGGGGAAGCACAAAAAUAAACCUGAUAUGAAUUAUGAGACCAUGGGAAGAGCUCUCAGGUACUAUUACCAAAGGGGUAUUCUGGCAAAAGUAGAAGGUCAGCGCCUGGUGUAUCAGUUUAAGGAAAUGCCAAAAGAUCUUAUUUAUAUAGAUGAUGAGGAUCCAAGUUCCAGCAUAGAAUCUUCAGAUCCAUCACUGUCAGCAACAACCACUUCAAGCAGGAACCAAGCAGGACGAUCAAGAGUAUCUUCAAGUCCAGGGAUAAAAGGAGGAGCCACUACAGUUCUAAAACCAGGGAAUUCUAAAGCUACUAAAAUCAAAGAUCCUGUGGAAGUUGCCCAGCCAUCAGAAGUUCUGAGGACAGUGCAGCCCACGCAGUCUGCAUAUCCUACCCCGCUCUUCCGGACUGUUCAUGUAGUGCAGCCAGUACAAGCUGUCCCAGAAGGAGAAGCGGCCAUAAUUAGUUGUGUGCAAGACGAAACAGUAAAUUCUUCAGUUCAAAGUAUUAGGACUAUACAGGCUCCAGCCCAAGUUCCAGUGGUCGUGUCUCCUGGGAAUCAGCAUUUGCAUACAGUAACACUCCAGACAGUGCCACUCACAACAGUGAUAGCCAGCACAGAUCCAUCGUCAGGUGCUGGGUCUCAGAAAUUUAUUUUACAAGCCAUUCCAUCCUCACAGCCCAUGACAGUACUGAAAGAAAAUGUGGUGUUACAGUCUCAGAAGCCGGGCUCUCCUCCAUCGAUCGUCUUGAGUCCUGCCCAAGUACAGCAGGUUCUUACCAGCAAUGUCCAGUCCAUUUGCAAUGGAACCGUCAGCAUGGCUUCAUCGCCACCCUUCAGUGCUACUGCCCCUGUGGUGACAUUUUCUCCUCGCAGUUCACAGCUGGUUGCCCACCCACCUGGCACUGUAAUCACUUCAGUUAUCAAAGCUCAAGACACAAAAACUCUUACCCAGGAAGUAGAGAAAAAGGAGGCUGAAGAAGAUUUGAAAGAAGACACUGAGGAAACCGAGCAACAGCCACAGUCUUACGUGAUGGUGGUUUCCAAUUCCAAUGGACUUACUUCUCAGGUAGCUAUGAAACAAAAUGAACUGCUGGAACCCAACUCUUUUUAAUUAAAAUUCCAAAAGAA